UAUGUUUUGUAGCAAGCUUAACUCAAAAAUGUUCGACUAUUAAAAUACAUUAGAUGUUUCAUCAUGCUCAAAUAAAUCCCGUGGAUCAUUUAAAGAAAAUCAACUUGACAAUAGAAGUAAGAAUUUUAAUUAUUAAAAAAGAUUUUACUCCUAAGAACCCUACAAAUAGGCCUUAAACUGCAAGACUUGAUUAUUCUAAUCCUUAAAAAGUGAAAUAAUUUUUAAAUAGUUUGGUUUAAGAUGAAAUAAACAAAGCUACAACAUAGUUGUUUGGAUAAAAUGGAAUAUCAAGAAAGGAAAUUUAAAAUAAUGAUAAUAAAGGAGAUUGUUUAUGUAUUUGAUAAUCUUAAAUUUAUAUAGUUUCAAGUCGAACAACUAAUACUACAAAAUAAAAGACUCCUAAGAAUAAUGAAACUUUUCUUAAAUCAACAUUUAUAGUUCCUGAAUAAAAUAGAGAAUUAGAUCAUCGAUAUUUUCAGAAUUUAUAUUAUUAAUAUAAUAAGAAAAAGGAUUUAUCUUCUUAAAAUUCAAAAGCAAAUUAAAAAUGCUGUUAAAAUGACAAUAGUUAACUAACGAAAUAGAGUAAAUAAAAAAAUUCUACUCCUAUUCGUCAAAAUAUAAUUAAUAAUGAAAAUAUCAAUACAAUUAAUAUGCUUUUAAAUAGCAAUUAGAAAAAUAAACCAUAAAAUUUUAAUACAACUAAUUAAAAUAGCAGUUCUAAAAAAUCUUGUCCUUAAAUGGUUAAUAAAACAUAUUUUGAAUCUUUAAAUGUUUUAAAAUAAAGAAUAGAUAAUACAAUAUAAUCAAAGUAAUCUUCAGAUAAAAAAAGUAUAGAAAAGAUUAUUAACAUUUCUCCUCUUCAUUCUCCUAAAUUAAAAAGGGAUGUUUCAAACACAAAUUCUUAAGAUAAUGAUGAAACACUUUUAUAAACUAUAAUUAAAUUACUUCUUGAAAAAGAAUAACUUUGGAAUGAUAUUUUGAAUCUUCUAGACAAUUUAACUUACAAAAAUUUAGUUUAAUAGUGUGACUAAUUAUAAAAAUUAAUUAUCUUGAUUAAUGAUAAAUAAAAUGUAAAAAAUGACUUUAUUUUUAGAGUGAAUAUUUAUUUAAAGUAGAACCAAAAAUACUUGAAACUUUAUUAUAUGAAUCAUAAACUAAUUUAAUUUUGAUAACCGAAUCUUAGGAUCAAGAGAGAAAUGAAGAUUAGAAUAUUAAAAAUCUUAUACAAUAUAUUUUGAAUAGCAAUCUUUAUGUUUUUUAAAUAUUAUUGGGAAACACAAAUAAUGUCUAACUUUAAAAUUCAAUUAAACAAAGAAUUGAGCUUAGAAGUUAAAAUAAUAGAAAACAAUCUCCAAAAGGAAGUUAAGCAUUAUAGAAAAACAAUUUUAUUAUAAAAUCUAUUUUAGGAUUAAUGUAAUUUAUUUAAUCAAUAUGAUAGUUUAAAAGGAUUGACGAAAUUGCUCGUCCCGAAAUUUAAUUGAAUAUAUCCAUAGCAGUAAAUACUUUAGAUUAAUUUCUGAAUUAAUAAAAAAAAUUAUCUGGUUUAAUUGAGAAAUUGAUUCCAAAGAAAGUAGGAAAAUCAUUAAAAAAUUAAAAAGAGUAUACAUUGGUUUUAGAUUUGGAUGAAACAUUGGUUCAUUAUCAAGAGGUAGUUUAGUCAUUAAUAAAUAGUUUCCUAAAGGAGGUGGAUAGUUUUUAGUUAGACCAUUUGCUGAGGAAUUUAUAGAAACAUUAUCGAAAUAUUAUGAAAUAGUUAUUUUCACGGCAGCUUUACCAGAUUAUGCAAAUUUUAUAAUUGAUAUUCUUGAUAAAAAUGAAGUAGUAUAAUAAAGAUUGUAUAGAGAUUAAACUGUGUUUAAGAAUGAUGUAUAUAUCAAGGUAUAAAAUAUGUUUGUAUUUUAUAGGAUCUUUCAAUUUUAAAUAAAAAUCUAUCGAAAGUUAUAAUAGUUGACAAUAUGCCUGAAAAUUUUUAAUUGCAACCAGAAAAUGGAAUUUAUAUUUAAAGUUGGUUUGGAGAUGUGAAAGAUAGAGCACUAAAAGAUCUUUAACCACUUCUUGAAUGUAUAAAAUUUAAUUUAUGAAUAAUAGAAAUAGUAAUAAAAAAGUGCAAAGAUAUUAGAAUUGCUUUGAAUUAAUUUAGAGAACAAAUGAUAGAAAAAGUACAAUAAGGAAUAAAGAAUCCAUAUUAAUGUCUUCAAUUGAAUUGA
Messenger RNA from Paramecium sonneborni, 2207 nucleotides. Lineage: Eukaryota; Ciliophora; Oligohymenophorea; Peniculida; Parameciidae. The record is from the annotation of a GenBank genome assembly.